AUGCCGGUAUAUUACCUUAUCCCUAUUAAGAGAGAGACCAUAGACGACGUGCACGCCUCGGUGCGCUUCAAGUAUGGCAUCCACACCAUCUAUCUUUUUGUCGAUCUAAUGGGGACCAUGGCUACCGUCGGCAAGGAUCUCCGUGAGCUUCUCAGGGAUAGGUAUCCCGAGGGUCUCACGAAAUCCUUUGUUACGCUCGAGAAGACACCCGUGCCCGAUGAGGCAUCCAAGCCCAACAUGGCCUACGCCGUCCUCAACGUCUCCAACGAUCCUACGCGCGGGUGGAAGCGCCUCCAGUACGAUGAUGAUGAAACGACUCCCGCGAAUUCCGAGCUCAAGCAGAAUGGAAUAGUGGCUUUCACCUUUCUCGAUGACCCUAACGACGAGGCAGUGUUCGAUGUGGAGUGGCCCAAGGAUGAUGAGGAGCUAGAGGAUGCUGAGGAGUGA
This is a messenger RNA of Geosmithia morbida, 447 nucleotides long. RefSeq lists its product as uncharacterized. The coding region runs from base 1 to 447 and encodes 148 amino acids. The record is from RefSeq and is a predicted model, not a curated record. Lineage: Eukaryota; Fungi; Ascomycota; Sordariomycetes; Hypocreales; Bionectriaceae. The transcript has 2 exons.